Messenger RNA from Callithrix jacchus (white-tufted-ear marmoset), 1421 nucleotides. RefSeq names its product ChaC glutathione specific gamma-glutamylcyclotransferase 2 (gene CHAC2). Gene Ontology annotation, biological process: glutathione catabolic process. Gene Ontology annotation, molecular function: glutathione specific gamma-glutamylcyclotransferase activity. Lineage: Eukaryota; Metazoa; Chordata; Mammalia; Primates; Cebidae. The record is from RefSeq and is a predicted model, not a curated record. Gene Ontology annotation, cellular component: cytoplasm.
AAAGAUGUGGGUUUUUGGUUACGGGUCCCUGAUCUGGAAGGUGGAUUUUCCCUAUCAGGACAAGCUGGUCGGAUACAUCACAAACUACAGCAGGCGUUUCUGGCAGGGCAGCACGGACCACCGCGGGGUCCCCGGCAAGUCAUCUUUCUGAAUCAUCUCCUCUAUGUGGGGACCCUCUGCUACAGUCAGACUCUUGGCCUGGUGUAGUCCUGCCUCUAAGGAUUCGUGAAUUAGUGACAAUAUAAGCUACUGGAAGCAAGAAUCAAGAUUUCUUCUUCUCCACAGCACAGACCUGGAAGAGUUGUGACUCUUGUUGAAGAUCCUGCGGUAUGGGAUGUGUAUGGGGUGUUGCUUACAGAUUGCCAGCAGGAAAGGAAGAAGAAGUAAAAGCAUACCUUGACUUCAGAGAGAAAGGAGGCUACAGAACCACAACAGUCAUUUUUUAUCCAAAAGAUACCACAACAAAACCAUUCAGUGUAUUGCUAUAUAUUGGAACAUGUGAUAAUCCUAACUAUCUUGGUCCUGCACCUCUGGAAGACAUUGCUGAACAAAUUUUUAAUGCAGCUGGUCCAAGUGGAAGAAAUACAGAAUAUCUUUUUGAACUUGCAAAUUCUAUAAGGAACCUUGUGCCAGAAGAAGCAGAUGAGCAUCUUUUCGCUUUGGAAAAAUUAGUAAAGGAACGUAUAGAAGGGAAACAGAAUCUCAAUUGCAUAUAAAGAACUAAUCAUUGACUUUUCUAAACAAGCAGAGCUUUUAGUCUUCAGAGAAUUAACUUCAGUGCAAAAUGGCAAUAUGAUUUGGAAAUACGUUUAAAGAUUGUAUUUUUAAUCUAGUCAGGAUAUUAUCUAAACUUAUAGUUUAAUUGGAAAUGUCCUGAAACACAUAUAUUCAAAAGAUUGGGAUACAGUGAAAGAAAAAUUCAAAUUUUAAUAACAUAAAGAUUUCCUAAUUUUAUACUAGUGAACAGUUACUCAUUAGAAGUGAGUUCUUCAGAAAAAUGCAGUGAAAGACUCAGUUUAGUCUGGUUUUUAUCAGAAUAACAAUAAUCCUGUUGUUUCAUAUCCCAAUACUAUUUUGAAGUUCUAAAGAAUUAAACCAAAAGUUCAUUAAAUAUAAGGUUAUGCCUUCAAUAUAUUCCCAUACAAUUCCAUAGCCAUGGUUUAAAAUAUACAAGCUUAAAAUAACUUGAUUAGAAAUACACAGUAAUAUGAAUAGUAUUUCAGCCUUAAUUGUGAAUUUCCUUAUUUCGGUAUUAAAUGAAACCUUUUCAGUUUUGAGCCAAAAAUUGGCAUUUUUUUAAUAUAAAAGUUUCCUUGGAAUUAUAAUGUACUGUACCUCUUCUUUUUUAAAUAAAGGCAUUUUACUGCAUGGAAAAUAACUCACUAAAGCACAAAUUACAUUAUACAAAUUAUGAUCACUAA